CGCCUGCUUCCGCCUCCCUGUGGCGGCGGCUUGUUGUUGUGGAGGCCAAAAUGGCGGCUCAAGCGGCGGCGGCGGCCCAGGCGGCGGCGGCCCAGGCAGCGCAGGCUGAGGCGGCCGAGUCGUGGUACCUGGCGCUUCUGGGCUUCGCCGAGCACUUCCGCACUUCCAGCCCGCCCAAGAUCCGCCUGUGUGUGCACUGCCUGCAGGCCGUGUUCCCCUUCAAGCCGCCGCAGCGCAUCGAGGCCCGCACGCACUUACAGCUCGGUUCCGUGCUCUACCACCACACCAAGAACAGCGAACAGGCGCGCAGCCACCUGGAGAAGGCGUGGUUGAUAUCACAGCAAAUCCAGCAGUUUGAAGAUGUUAAAUUUGAAGCAGCAAGUCUUUUGUCCGAGUUAUACUGUCAAGAGAAUUCUGUAGACGCAGCAAAGCCACUGCUGCGGAAAGCAAUCCAGAUCUCACAGCAGACUCCAUACUGGCACUGCCGCCUGCUCUUCCAGCUUGCUCAACUGCAUACACUUGAGAAGGACCUGGUGUCAGCCUGCGACCUCCUGGGUGUAGGGGCCGAGUAUGCCAGAGUUGUGGGAUCUGAGUACACACGGGCACUGUUCCUGCUCAGCAAAGGAAUGCUGCUGCUGAUGGAGCGCAAGUUACAGGAAGUGCACCCGCUGCUGACCCUCUGUGGACAGAUAGUUGAGAACUGGCAAGGGAACCCCAUCCAGAAGGAGUCUCUGCGCGUCUUCUUCCUGGUGCUUCAGGUGACUCAUUACUUGGAUGCCGGGCAGGUGAAGAGCGUGAAGCCGUGCCUGAAGCAGCUACAGCAAUGCAUCCAGACCAUCUCCACGCUGCAUGAUGAUGAGAUCCUGCCCAGCAACCCUGCCGACCUCUUCCACUGGCUGCCCAAGGAGCACAUGUGUGUACUCGUCUACCUGGUGACCGUGAUGCACUCCAUGCAGGCCGGCUACCUGGAGAAAGCACAGAAAUACACAGACAAAGCCCUCAUGCAGCUGGAGAAGCUCAAGAUGCUUGACUGCAGCCCUAUCCUGUCCUCCUUCCAAGUGAUCCUACUUGAACAUAUCAUCAUGUGUAGGCUUGUCACAGGACACAAGGCCACUGCACUACAGGAGAUCUCCCAGGUCUGCCAGCUGUGCCAGCAGUCCCCCCGGCUCUUCUCCAACCACGCGGCACAGCUGCAUACGCUGCUGGGCCUGUACUGUGUCUCUGUCAACUGCAUGGACAAUGCAGAAGCCCAGUUCACCACAGCCCUGCGGCUCACCAACCACCAGGAGUUGUGGGCCUUCAUCGUGACCAAUCUGGCGAGUGUGUAUAUACGGGAAGGAAAUAGACACCAAGAGGUACUAUAUAGUUUGUUGGAGAGGAUCAAUCCAGACCACAGCUUCCCUGUCAGCUCACACUGCCUGCGAGCUGCAGCUUUCUACGUGCGCGGGCUCUUCUCCUUCUUCCAGGGACGCUACAAUGAGGCCAAGCGAUUUCUUCGAGAAACUCUGAAGAUGUCCAACGCAGAGGACCUGAACCGGCUCACAGCCUGCUCCCUUGUGCUCCUGGGCCACAUCUUCUAUGUGUUGGGGAACCACAGAGAGAGUAACAACAUGGUGGUGCCUGCCAUGCAACUGGCCAGCAAGAUCCCAGACAUGUCAGUGCAGCUGUGGUCCUCAGCCCUGCUGAGAGACUUGAACAAGGCCUGCGGGAAUGCCAUGGAUGCCCACGAAGCUGCCCAGAUGCACCAGAACUUCUCCCAGCAGCUGCUCCAGGACCAUAUUGAGGCCUGCAGUCUCCCUGAACACAACCUCAUCACGUGGACGGACGGCCCACCCCCUGUGCAGUUCCAAGCUCAAAAUGGACCCAAUACAAGCCUGGCCAGCCUCCUGUGAGGCUCCUGAAGGGAGCCGUCCAGCUUCUUGGGGCCUCUGUGGGGCCCAGUGUGUCCCCUACUUCCAUCCAGACAGCACUUGAGCUUUCCUUGGAGGUGUGCUGGAGUGGGUGUCCCCAGGCUUCUUUUCUGACUGUCUCCAGAGCUUCCAAGUCCCUGGGGAGUAUGCAGGGCUAAUUCAGCCCUCCCAGGAAGGGCUGGCCAGCCAUUCCCACCAUAUAACAAGACCCCAGUGCUGAGGCUUGCAGGUGGGGAUAUUGGAGCCAACUUUCCAGAGCCAUCCUUUAAAGUGGACUUGAAUUGCCAGUUCUGCUUCCACGUCUAAGUCACGCCUUCGAGGGAGCGUGUCUGGGCGGGGAGUGGGGUGCCAGUUGCCAGGGUGGGUGGUACCGCUGGUACAUUGCCACAUGACUUCCAUCACCUGGGCCUCUCUGCCUGGCUCGAGUGUUUUCUCUGCUCAUAGCAGCUUCCAGAGCCCAGAGGCAAAAUGCCAGUUUCUGCCCCAAAAUUGGAGGGAAGAAGUGAUGGCGCAUGUCAGGGACAAAAAUGCACAUCCCACCAUAACACUUUUCCCAGCUUGCCUUUCUGUCCAGUGUCUCCCCCCCCCCCCCCCCCAUCUGACAGCCAGCGCCUCUGGUCAGGAACCCGGGGGGCCCAGGAACUCGGCUUCCAAACAUCUGCACCUUGACUGGAUUCAGUGUCCAGCCAUGGAGGUGCACAUUCUUGUAGACACGGGUGUGCAUGUGUGUGCGUGCGUGUGUGGUGAUUCACAGAGCUGGAGCUGGGGCCUGAGACUCCUAUAUUUGCACCAGCUGCCUUCCCCCAUCAGCGUCCAUUCUGCUGGGCUGGAAGCAAAGGAGAAGGGAGGGGACCCUCCUCAGCCCAACUCAGGGUGCCUGAAUGAAAAAGGGGCUGCUUCCUGGCAGCUCUGCAGCCUCCUCAGCAGAGGACGUUUGCAGAUGCCUGGAGCUCAGCUGGCCAGCAGGCAGCAAUUCCCCUGGCCCCUCACACUGCUCUCAGGAGGGAAGAUGAGGAGACCUACCUUCCUUGGGUCUUGGGACAGCGUUGAAACCUCUUCCUGAGCUAAAGCUGACCCCAGGAGUCUGCCAGGCUCAGACAACCAUGCUCGGUUCUGUGCUCCUCUCGGAUACUUGGGGAGAUAACCCAGUGGUGAUGGUGGCAUUGGGGGCAGUUGAAGUAGCCACCUCCUCCAGCCCCCAGUGCCUGGGAGUGUCCCCCUCACAGAGGAGUGGUGAGUGGUCUUGCUAGUCAGGGUGGCUUGUUAGUUUGCAUCUUGUUACCCUUGCACUGUGAGGGCUGCUUCUCAAAGCCUCAGUGUCUGACAGAAGGAACACUGGGAUCACUCAGGUCAGCUGCUCAGGCCCUGAGGCCUGAGUGUGCCUUAGCCGCAAGCAGGGCUGUCAGCAGACCUCCCUGCACAGGGCCACCGCCCCUACCAGGCCAGCAUCAGGCCCCUGCUGCCCACAGGGGGCCAGCGACAGGCGUGCACAGUCAGCUGCUGAUUGGAGGCAUGGGCUGGCCAGGGCUUGUCCUAAGAGGACCCACCAUCUGUGUGACAUCCUGGGUCCCCCAGGAGAGCCUAGCACUGUCCGGUGCAGCUCAGGGCCAACUUCUUGGCGGACCCCUGGGCUUGUGAGGCCUACAAGAGGAGGGUAUGACGUGACCACAAGCUGUCCUGUCCUGUUUUCCUCUCCCGUCAAGGCUAUCCCCUAGGCUCUCCCCUCUAUCCAUGGGACAGAGCUCCCCUCUUUCCACAAGCUACCCCUGUUGGCCUAGACCCCGCACUGUCUGACCUCUCCAGACCCUCAUUACUUCAAUCACGCUGUACAUCAUGUUUGUCUCUGCGUAUUUAUUUAAGCCUUUCUUUGCUUCUAGGGCAUUUUUUAUGUAGAACAGUUGAAAUAAGAACCUCAAAACUUAACAUCUGUCCUGAUGUUAAAGUGCUUUUAGUGACCACUCUGUUAUCUAUGUUCAUGUAAAGUUAAGGAUAAGUUUUUAUGUUUACAGUUAAAAAUUCAGUACUUUAUAUUUAAUAUUCCACUCUAGCUUUAUGGAAGCCAAACUGCGUGUACAUGCUUUUCUGCAUGUGCAAGCUUUGAACCUCCCCUUCACCGUAGCAUCUUCUGGUUACAUAAAGCUGUCAUAAGUACCUUCCUGUGAGUCCAAAUGGAGUGCCUCGCAGUUUUCUCACUCAGUCAUAAGAAUUUAAGACCGGCAGCAAGUGAGCCCCCAGGGAGACCUUCUGCAGUGUCAUAACUGUUUAGAUAAAACAGAUAAAUAAAAACUCCAAGCCUUUAAGUGUACAGUGUGCAAGGGAGGAACAGAGAGAUCCCUGUUGGCAGGUAAAUUACUGAAAGCUGGUCAGCCUCUUUGUGUGUUCCUCCCACCUCCUUGGGUCCUUAGGGCCUCUGGAUCUGGGGGACUGGUCCAGGAGAUACUAGGUUCCCUGGCACAUACACACCACUGCCUCCCCUGUGCUGGGUCUUUGCAGCCAUCCAUGGGUGAAACGAGGGUCCUCUCCCUGGGGUAAGCACUCCCCACCCCACUUAUUGGGAACACUGGCAAAGAAAUCAGAAAAGGGCUGCCUGGUGCAGUGGGUGAAUUUGUUGAUUGCAUCGUCUCUGUUUUGUUAAGGGUUUUUAAGAAGUAUGUUUGACAUAAUGUCUUUUAAUGGGUUUGUAAUAUCUUAUGGUUUUAGCAGCCUGUAACUUCAGCUGGUGCUUUUAAUCAGGAAAAAAUUUUUGUAAAUACAAAACAUUGUUUAAAAGACAUAACCAUAGAACAUAGCUUCCCAUUUGUGGAUUUCUUUUCCUAUAUAUUCAAAGUAAAAUAAUUUGCAGGAGCCAUCA
Messenger RNA from Canis lupus familiaris (dog), 4761 nucleotides. RefSeq names its product MAU2 sister chromatid cohesion factor (gene MAU2). Gene Ontology annotation, cellular component: chromatin; SMC loading complex. The coding region runs from base 51 to 1892 and encodes 613 amino acids. Gene Ontology annotation, biological process: mitotic sister chromatid cohesion; maintenance of mitotic sister chromatid cohesion. Gene Ontology annotation, molecular function: protein binding; double-stranded DNA binding. The transcript is spliced from 19 exons. NCBI's taxonomy places the organism in Eukaryota, Metazoa, Chordata, Mammalia, Carnivora, Canidae. The record is from RefSeq and is a predicted model, not a curated record.